CUACUCAGGAGGCUGAAGCAGGAGAAUCACUUGAGCCCGGGAGGUGGAGGUUGAAAGUGAGCUGAGAUCGCACCACUGCACUCCAACAUGGGUGACAGAGCAAGACUCUCUCUCAAAAAAAAAAAAAAAAAGAAUGAAGGCAUUGGAGAUUUGGGCCUGAGGAGUGGCGAGAGGAGGAGAGGCAAGGCUGCAAGUUGGAGAUGGCAGAGGCUGACAAAGCAGAUGUGUUGGGAACAGUUAGCAGGAGAUCCAGCAGGUCAGGGGGAGGCCAGGGCCUCCUCACUCCCCCAGCCAAGGCACCUAGCCCACAGGGACCCAGGUGACAUGUGACACCAGGGCAGCCACAGGGCCUCCUGGAGCAGGGACCCCCUCAGCCGAGGCAGCUGCUGCUGCUGCAGCUGGUGACAUUUCACUCCAUGAGAGUCCUGGCUUCAAAGUCUUUGCAGGGGUAGCAGAGGGAGAAAAGGGGGUUGAAGAGGACAGGCUGGGUUGGGGAGGGAGCCAGAGCAGGGUGGCCACCAGAGGACCACGCAGCCAGCGGUGGCUUGGGCCGGAGCCCUUAGCCGAAGUGUGUGGGCCUGACGGGUCCAGGAGCAGCCACCCUCAUCCUGCAGCCCCCAAGGAACAUAGGAAGAGGUGUGGGAACCCUUGGGCAGCCCUAGGCUCCCCCUAGGGGACUAAGGUUGGGCCUGCUGCCCACUUUACCCAGAUGUCCAGCAAGGUGGCCAUCAACAGUGACAUUGGGCAGGGCCUCUGAGCAGUGGAGCAGCUCCAGAUGGAGGCAGGCAUCGAGCAAGUGAAGGUGAGAGUCGGGGCCAGUGCAGGAGGCAGGAAGAGGUGGGAACACAUGGGCCAGGGGACAGGUGCAUGCCUGGGUCUGGUCUGGCUGACCCAGUUGGUCUGCAGGUGUCAGAUGGCCGCCGAUCUGCUGCAGUUCUGCACGGAGCAGGCCAAGAACGACCACUUCCUUGUGGGCAUCCCAGCCGCCACCAACUCCUUCAAGGAGAAGAAGCCCUAUGCCAUCCUAUGAACCCAGGACAAUGCCACCCUGUGGCCUGGGCAAACCAGGGGGCCUCAAUAAACAAAGUGAAUACUUCUCAGGGCAUGGCUGAGCCGGGCUGAGAUGGGAGACCAGAGGGACUUUGGGCUUGCAGGGAACAGGUGCAUACCUGGCCCAGCCUCCCUCCCUGGCCUGCCCCCGGGGUCACAGAAACAGCAGCACACACACACACCCUGGAGCCCCGGACGGAGAGCACAGCAUCCCUCUUGCCCUCCCCAGCACCCAUGGGAUAGCCUGAGCAGGUACCCUUUUCCACCAUGCAGACAAAUAGCCAGGAUUUGAGUCAUAAUCUAUACACCACACGCGUCACACAUCACACACACACGUGACAUCAUAGACACAGGUGCCCACGAUCCUCAGGACUCUCCCUCUUCAAACGAAUGCACAGCAACAGCUGACACGCACCCCCCAGCCCAGACUUGCUAUCUCUCCCAGUCACUCCCACGCAGGCCUGCAGCCCCCCAGCCCCGAGCAGGCGCAGGCGGAGCCCCAGCAGGCAAACCACACUCACACUUCAGGCCCAAGCA
Messenger RNA from Pongo pygmaeus (Bornean orangutan), 1587 nucleotides. It is a transcript of the gene GNG14, whose product is annotated as G protein subunit gamma 14. The record is from RefSeq and is a predicted model, not a curated record. Gene Ontology annotation, molecular function: G-protein beta-subunit binding. Gene Ontology annotation, cellular component: heterotrimeric G-protein complex. NCBI's taxonomy places the organism in Eukaryota, Metazoa, Chordata, Mammalia, Primates, Hominidae. Gene Ontology annotation, biological process: G protein-coupled receptor signaling pathway.